Molecule: messenger RNA, 2925 nt
Organism: Drosophila grimshawi
Lineage: Eukaryota; Metazoa; Arthropoda; Insecta; Diptera; Drosophilidae
Exons: 5
Coding region: 162-2705 (847 amino acids)
Source: RefSeq, a predicted model, not a curated record
UGGAAAAAGCUAACAAUAAUGGUGAAGAAAGCGCUGCUACAGCAUCCCCCUCUAAUUCGGAGGAACAACAACAACAGCAGCAAGCGGGCAACGGUUCUGAUUUUCAAAUCACUUUAAAUGAUUUUCUUGAUUUUUUAAAACUUUCCUGUCACGUCAACGAAAUGAUUGCAAAAGUCGAUGGCAAACCCCAAAAUCGGGAGCCCGUUCCUCCAGCCGAGAGUGCGGCUGGCAUACACUCGAAGCGCACUAGCAAAAAGGAGGAAUUCGACUUUAAUACACUGGCCGAAAAUCAAUUGGUAAAUGAACUGCUCGCCUUGAAGCGACCCCAACGCCACUUGGGCAACUCUAGCAACAGCACCAACAGCAGCAUCAGCACCAGUCGUGACGAGAGCAGCCGCACCAGUCAACUGCUGACGGAGCACAAGGCACAAGCCAUGCGCACAACUGGACACAUCCACUCCGGACGUGGCCUGCAUCCCAAACUGAGCGAGCAGCUGGACUAUGUCAUCAACGAGGGCGUUUUGGACUCUGUGCUCUCCUUCAUAUGUCCGUUGCCGUUGCCCGUGGCACUCGCUCCCAACAAUGGACGCGCUAAGUCCACCAAACAGCAGCACCAGCUGUUAUCCCAGCCACAAUUGCCGCUCAAGUCGGAGUUUCCAGCAGCGGCGGCGGCAUCCAAGUCCACAACGGAGUUGGGCUAUUUGCCGACGCCGAGAUCGAGCUCACCCAGCGUCAGCUCACCCAGAGAUAGCCCGGGCACUGGUCUGGUUGAGUCCAGUAGCUCCAAUAGCAUGGUGCGCGCCUCCGUCAAGGAACCCAUCGGGAAGACAUCAUCAAACUCAAUGUCACGUCGCAAAUCUUUGCUGCUGGUCAAGGAUAGCAAGCAUUCGCGUCAGGAGCGAAAGGAGGCUGAGGUCGUGAUCCAUGUUUGUGACGAGGUUAAGAAUACAUCGCGGGAUUUUACCUGCCCGCAAAGCCUGCUGGUGAGCAAGAUGGGCUACUUUGCCGAUGUGACGGCCGGUCAGCGUCUGGAGGAGAUGGACAUAUCGGUGCACUGUGACAUACAGAUCUUUGACUGGCUGAUGAAGUGGAUCAAGCACAGUGCCCAGAGCCAGGAGCUGCAGGCGCCGGGUCAGAGCAAUGUAGCAGCAGGCCCCCAACUGGAUGGCAAUAAUGUGGUGCCCAUUCUGGUGUCGGCCAGCUUUCUGCAGAUGGAGCCACUGCUGCUGGAAUGCCUCACCUUCUGUCACGCCCAUCUCAGCGAGGUAGUGCGCACCUCAACGAAUCUCUCGUGUCUCAAUGAUGCACUCGUCAGUCGCUUGGCGGCGAUGUUUACCAAUCUGGAGCUGGAAAUGGUGCGCGACAAGAAGGAGCGAGUCACACCACGAUUGUGGACAAAGCUAAUACAGAGUCUCUGCGAACCGGAUCCGGAGGUGCUCCGCGGACACUUCUACAGCAUAUCGGGGCUAUUUCGCUGCGUGCGCUGCUGUCGCUGUGUGACAAACACAAUGAAGUCCUUUGUCAACUGCAUUCCCAGCAAUAUACGGCUGAGUCGCUGGGGCCAGCUGAUCAGCAGCCAUGUGCGGGAUACCAACUGGGAUCUCAAUGUGUACGUGAUGCAGCUGUUCAAGGAGCUCAAGUCGUGGCGCAAGGUCUACUGGAAACUCUGGGGCCAUUGCCACUAUCUCUACUGCUGCACGUGCGAGGCGCAUUUCCCAGUUUACCAGAUGACCUGGUGUCGCUAUCAUCCCGAGCCGCCCAACUUUCUGGGUCCCGAGACCGAGGGACGCAUUGCCGGACCAGCGGGACGCUACGCCUGCUGCAAUCAGCAGGCAUUUCGCUACGAAACGUUGCCGGGCCCAAAUGGCUGUCAGUUUCGGGAGCAUAGCGUGCUGGUGGACACGGAUCGAGAGCGGGCCAUUCUGACCAUUGCCCAGUUGGUGGCCGAGAACUAUGCGCUGUGCGAACAGCCGCCGUUGCACAUUCAGGAGCUGGCCGCCGCUGGCGAGAUCAGUCCCAAUUGGUUGGGUAUUUCGCUGACGCCGCAACGCUGCCGCCAGGGUCUGCUGCCGCAGCUGUGCAUGGACAUGACCAAUCAUCGGGUUAGUCGACGUUGUCGCUAUGAGAUGGAGACGAGCACCGAGUCGGAGACGACAUCGACCAGUUCGGAGGAUGCGCAUUGCCAGCGUCCGCGCAUCCGCAACACGCUGCUCGAUGAUGAGUACUCAACGAGUAGCGAUGGCUGCGAAUCGGAUCAUCGCCCGCCGCCGCGAAAGACGCGCGGCAAGAAGAAGCGCAAACGGCCGGCUGCUGUUUCUGGUCGCUUCUGGUCGGGCGAGUUGUCGGCGCGCAGCAAUCAGGAUCAUCAGCGUGACUUCGAGGAGAAGAUCAUGAAGCAGGUGGUCAGCUAUGUGACCAAGAAGACGGGCACGGAUCAGAGCCUUGUGCACAAUGCCCAACCGCUGGGCGGCACCUAUGUCCGUCUGGAGUCCGAGUGGAAGGAGAUGCUCAAGCAGCGUCACAGCAAUCACAAUAUGCAAAAUAGCAGCGCCAGCAACAUGGGCGGCACUGGUGGCGUUGGAGCCGGCGGCACUCUCAGCAGCAACAGCAGCAACCAAAAUCUGUAUGGCAGUGGUGGCGCCACCGUUGGAGGCAUGACAUGCGGCCCGGGUGCCUCGCUGAUGUCCAAGCAAAAGCACAAGUAGAAAAAUAGUGAAAAUAGAACACAAUGUAGGACAAUAUUUACCAAUAGAUCAAUGUAGACAAAUGUUUUAACAAGUAGAUAACACAAUGCAACAUGCAACAUGCAACAAUGCAACUCAAUCGAAUUGAUUUGAAAAAUUUGACAAACUAUUGUGAAUUUGAUGAAUACUUUUAAAUUGUUAAAGUGCUAUAUUGAAAUACAACUAAAACGAAAUUGAUGAA